UGCUGAAAGACAAAAUGGUCCGCACCUUUACAGGAGAACGCCCUCCAAGAAAUGAAAUAGACGAACAGGAGGAUGAUCAUGUAUCUGAGGCCGGCUUGAAUGACUUUAGGCCGAUGCCAAGAAAUCUCUUUGUAGGAGGAGCCGAACAGGAUCACCUAAGUGAGACGGACGACGAAAGAACACCAACUGGGUAUGCAACCCAGCCUGAACAGUUCCAGGCUCCAACAGGAACGAGACAAAGAUCUGCCAGACCGAGCAAUUCACAGCGUGAACGACCUGAAAGGUCAACAGAACCUGCUCGGACAACCGAGCUCGAAGAGAGAACCAGAGUUCUCGAAAUGGCAAUGGGAAGAAUCCUUGCCCGAUUAAUCCCUGAUGAUCCCCUGAUUCCUUUACUGAACAGGGAUGCACAACCAGCUGCGGUUGUUGCAACUAGAAACUCCCCCGCCCUGAGCAAUGUAGUAGUGCCGACCAGGCCGAGGGGAAGCGGGAAGUUGAAUGUCGAGCCCAGCUCGUCCAAAUACAGUGAAGAGUUGAUGAGAAAAAACGCAGACCUUGAAAGGCAACUGCGGGAUGUACAGAAAUCCAUCGACGAGCUGAAAAGCCCUCGGUCGCAUCAACAGACUUUGGAUUUGGACAGUGCUCCACUGAACCUAUCCAUCACGGCAGAACCGUAUCAAGAGGGAUUCAAAAUCCCCCACCUAGAGACAUAUGAUGGCACGAAAGACCCGGAUGAACAUCUACACACCUAUCAAGCCAUCAUGAGGAUUCAAAACGCCAAUGAUGCCAUGAUGUGCAAAGUGUUCCCGGCAACCCUGAAAUCAACGGCCAGAAGAUGGUAUCACAAACUUCCCAGACAUUCAAUAGAUUCUUUUUCCCAGCUCGCCAAGCUGUUUUCUAACAAAUUUGCGAGCCAAAGGGAGAUCAAGCGCACAGCAACCGAGCUGAUGCAAGUUAGCCAGAAGGAAGGGGAGUCUUUGAGGGAUUACAUGCAGCGGUUCAACAAAGCCACACUGGACAUUGAUAAUGUCCCAGAUACAAUCUGCUUGUCCGCCCUGCUACACGGGUUGAAGCGUGGCCGGUUCCUAGACGACCUGCUGGAGAAUCCACCGAAGACGUGGAACGAAGUGAAUGACAGGUCGGCCAGCUUCAUACUGUCAGAGGAUUUUCAGUCGUCCAAGCGACGAGCUGACGAUAAGCCGAGCAGAGGCCAGGAACCAAUGGCGAGAAGAGAAGAGAAGAAGAAGCAGAAGGUCGGUGAGCAGUGGGGGAAACCAGCUGAGUUCCCGAAAUAUGCCAGUUACAUUCCUUUGACCUUACCUAGGUCUCAAAUCCUGGCACAAAUUCAGCACUGGGUUAGGAGGCCCCCACCCCCGCUGCAUGACUCCCCGAGGGCAGAUAAGAGCAAGCACUAGUUAACAGUCCACAAACUCAGCACAGAUCCUACCAGAAGGCCGGUGGUGCAGAAACGUCGCCUUUUUGGCCCAGAGAAACAAGCCGCCAUAGACGAGGAGAUACAAAAGCUGUUACAGGCAGGUUUCAUUCGAAGAGUGGAGUACUCCGAGUGGGUGUCCAACCCUGUGCUCGUCAAAAAGCCAAAUGGCAAGUGGAGGAUGUGCAUUGACUUCACCAACCUCAAUGAUGCGUGUCCAAAGGACCCUCACCCCUUGCCAAACGUUGAGAAGUUGGUGGAGCGGGCAGCUGGGCACGAACGGAUGAGUUUUCUUGACGCCAGCUCGGGCUAUCACCAGGUUCAGCUGCUGCUGGACGACCAGGAGAAAACAGCUUUCUACGCAGGGGACGCUAUCUACUGUUAUGUCAUGAUGCCAUUUGGCCUCAAAAAUGCUGGAGCAACAUACCAGAAGCUGGUGCAAAUCAUCUUUAAGCUCCAGAUCGGCAAGAACAUAGAAGUAUAUGUAGAUGACAUGAUAGUCACCAGCGUGCGAGCUGAGAAUCACAUUAGCGACCUGGAUGAAACUUUUCAAAAUUUGCGUCGAGCUCAAAUGAAACUGAAUCCCUUGAAAUGCACGUUUGCUGUGGAAUCAGGGAAGUUCCUAGGGUACGUGGUAUCCAAGAAAGGAAUUGAAGUAAAUCCAGAGAAGGUUGAGGCCGUUCAGCAGAUGGAACCGCCAAGGACUGUCAAAGACGUGCAGCGUUUGACAGGCCGUGUUGCUGCGCUGCACAGGUUUAUAGCCAGGUCGGCAGAAAGAUGCCUCCCGUUCUUCAAGGCCCUGCGAGAGCCCAAGAACUUUCAAUGGACCGACACAUGUCAGCAGGCCUUUGACGAGCUCAAACAAUACUUGGCGUCAGCGCCCUUACUAUCCAAGCCUGUGGAAGGGGACAGCUUGUAUCUGUAUUUAGGGGUCACAGCAGAGGCGAUUAGCUCGGUUUUACUCAGGGAAGAGAAUAAGAAUCAGAAACCUAUCUGCUAUGUAAGCAAAGUCUUACAAGGCGCCGAGCAGAAUUACCCAGUAGCAGAGAAGGCUGCUUUUGCCUUGGUUUACACAGCUCGUAAGUUGAGAGCUUACUUCCAAUCCCAUCAGAUUGUUGUCUAUACCGAUCUACCAUUGAGAAAAAUAUUGCAGAAACCUGAACUCUCUGGUCGGCUUAUUGGGUGGAGCGUCGAGCUGAGUGAAUAUGACCUGAAAUUCCAGCCGCGCACAACCAUAAAAGGCCAGGCCCUUGCAGACUUUCUGGUAGAAUGCAUUCCAACGGCUGUGGAAGGAGAGACACCUGAACACCCAUCCUGGGUUUUGUACGUGGAUGGAGCUGUUAAUAUCGAAGGAUCAGGUGCUGGAGCAGUGUUACUGGGCCCUGAAGGUUUCAAGUCUGAGCACGCGCUAAGGUUUAAGUUUCAGACGACCAAUAAUGCUGCAGAAUAUGAAGCCCUCAUAUAUGGACUGAAGCUGGCGGCCGAGCUGAAAGUACAAAACAUUCAGGUCUUUAGCGACUCUCAGCUCGUUGUCCGUCAAGUGAGUGGCAGUUGCGACAUCAGGGAUCCCCAGCUUAGUCGUUAUGCCUUAGUGGUUAAUCGAUUGAAGUCAAGGUUCGCUUCAUUUCAGAUCGACAAAAUACCACGGGCUGAUAACCAACGAGCUGACGAACUGUCAAAGUUGGCCUCCUCGCAGGACAUCAACCCUCAAAGAUCAACAAUCGUCGAGGUGCUCGACGCACCAAGUUACGCUGAUUUCUCAGUCGACUGCCAACUACUCAGUGCAGAUCCCUCUGCACCGAGCUGGACUACCCCACUCAUAAAUUAUCUGCAAAGUGGCGAGCUGCCUCAAGAUCUGUCCACUGCGAAGUUGAUUAAACGAAGGGCAGCGCAUUUCACCUUGUUAGAUAACCAGCUCUACAAACGAGCAGCCUCAAUGCCCCUCUUACGCUGCCUUACUCCUUACGAAGCUGAAUAUGCCGUGAGAGAAGUUCACGAGGGAGUUUGUGGCACGCACAUCGGUGGCAGAACUUUAGCUCGGAAGCUCCUAAGGCAUGGUUAUUACUGGCCCACUAUGGUCGAGGAUGCACAGAAUUAUGUCAAAAAGUGCCCGACCUGCCAGUUCAAUGCUGAUGAUAUUCACAUGCCAGGGGAAAUGCUAUCAUCUCUUGCAUCUCCUUGGCCCUUCGCUCAAUGGGGUGUCGACCUGCUCGGCCCCUUCAUCAAAGGUAAAGGAGGCUGCACUUUCCUGGUCGUUGCAGUGGAUUACUUUACUAAGUGGAUAGAAGCUAAACCAUUGUCCACGACGACAGAAAGGAAAAUAGAAGAGUUCUUGUUCAAUUCAAUAUUGUGCAGGUUCGGCAUACCUAAUCGGAUUAUCGCCGACAACGGGCCACAGUUCCGAGCAGCAGCGUUGAGAUCGUUUUGUAACGAUUAUGGCAUUGAGCUUGCCUUGACGUCUGUAUACACUCCACAGUCCAAUGGGCAAGCCGAGUCCGCCAAUAAAAUCGUCUUGCGAGGCCUCAAGGCCCGAGUGGUGGCUACACAUGCUAAUUGGGUUGACGAGCUCAAUAAAGUGCUCUGGUCUUGUCGCACCACACCCAGCUCGGCCACAGGCGAAACUCCUUUCACCCUGGUCUAUGGAGUUGAGGCCGUCAUCCCAGUAGAGGUGGGAUUGCCAUCCGAUCGAGCAGGCCAGCAUGACGACCUCAGCAAUGAGCAACUCUUAAGGGAGAAUCUGGACUUUGUGGAAGAAAUCAGGGAGAUGUCUAGAAUAAGAAACGUGGCACAUCAAAACCGUGUUGCAAAAUUUUACAAUAAAAGGGUUCGAGCUCGCCAGUUUCAGGUUGGCGAUCUGGUUCUACGCAAAGCCGGGUUAACUAACACUAAUUCGCACAUGGGCAAGCUCGCUCCUAAUUGGGAAGGCCCCUAUAUGGUGGUGCGAAUCAAGCGACCUGGCUCUUACGUAUUAGCAGAUAUACAUGGGCGUCAGUUACCCUACCUUUGGAACAUACAGAAUCUCAGAAAGUUUUAUAGUUAAUGUGUGUGGUCUUAUUUCGCUUAGGGUAUUAUUCAACAGCUGUAAACAAAGAUGUACAGAAAUU
Messenger RNA from Rubroshorea leprosula, 4536 nucleotides. The record is from the annotation of a GenBank genome assembly. Lineage: Eukaryota; Viridiplantae; Streptophyta; Magnoliopsida; Malvales; Dipterocarpaceae.